Abrus precatorius (Indian licorice) is the source of this 1731-nucleotide messenger RNA. RefSeq names its product protein DETOXIFICATION 12-like. The transcript is spliced from 7 exons. Gene Ontology annotation, biological process: xenobiotic detoxification by transmembrane export across the plasma membrane. The record is from RefSeq and is a predicted model, not a curated record. Gene Ontology annotation, cellular component: membrane. NCBI's taxonomy places the organism in Eukaryota, Viridiplantae, Streptophyta, Magnoliopsida, Fabales, Fabaceae. Bases 68 to 1501 code for a protein of 477 amino acids. Gene Ontology annotation, molecular function: antiporter activity; xenobiotic transmembrane transporter activity.
CCAAAGAUCUGUCUUACCGUCUCACAUCUCUUUUUUUUCCGAUUCUGGAUUGAUAGCACAGAAAAACAUGGAAGAGAAUUUACUAGAAAAACAUGUGGAACAACAAAGAGUUACAUGGCAUGCUUUCAGUGAAGAAAUGAAGAGGAUCUGCUGUGUAGCAGGGCCUAUGGUGGCUGUGAUCUCUUCACAAUAUUUAUUGCAAGUUGUGUCAACAAUGAUAGUGGGUCAUCUGGGUGAACUUUAUCUCUCUAGCGCCGCCUUAGCCAUAUCCCUUGCUGGGGUCACUGGUUUUAGUCUUCUUAUGGGAAUGGCUAGUGGAUUGGAAACAAUUUGUGGACAGGCUUAUGGAGCUCAGCAAUAUCAAAGAAUUGGAAUGCAAACAUACAGUGCUAUAUUUUCUCUAGUAUUGGUUUGUCUUCCCCUGUCUCUCCUUUGGAUCAACAUUGAAAAGAUACUAGUUUUCAUAGGCCAGGACCCUCUAAUUUCCCAUGAAGCAGGGAAGUUCACAGUUUGGCUUAUUCCAGCACUUUUUGCAUAUGCAAUUCUGCAGCCAUUAGUUCGAUAUUUCCAAAUGCAAAGUUUGCUUCUUCCCAUGUUCACAAUUUCUUGUGUCACUCUCUCCGUCCAUAUACCUCUUUGUUGGGCAUUGGUUUUUAAGACUGGACUGAAAAAUGUUGGUGGAGCUUUAGCUGUUAGCAUUUCAUUAUGGUCAAAUGUGAUCUUUCUUGGAUUAUACAUGAGAUACUCUUCUGCAUGUGCAAAAACACGCGCACCCAUUUCUGUGGAGAUGUUCAAAGGAAUUUGGGAGUUCUUCCGUUUUGCUAUCCCUUCUGCAAUAAUGAUUUGCCUUGAAUGGUGGUCAUUUGAGCUGCUAGUCUUGCUGUCUGGGCUGUUACCUAACCCACAACUUGAAACUUCAGUUCUAUCCGUUUGUCUCAACACCAUUUCGACUCUCUACACAAUACCCUUUGGAAUUGGUGCUGCUGCAAGCACAAGGGUUUCAAAUGAAUUAGGAGCGGGGAAUUCACAUGGUGCCCGUGUAGCUGUGUUAGCAGCAAUGUCUCUUGCAGUGAUGGAGACAAGUGUAGUAAGCGCAACCCUCUUUGCAUGCCGCCAUGUUUUUGGCUACAUUUUCAGCAACGAGAAAGAAGUUGUUGAUUAUGUCACUGUCAUGGCCCCUUUGGUUUGUAUAUCUGUUAUACUAGACAGCAUACAAGGUGUUCUCACAGGAUUUGCUAGAGGUUGUGGAUGGCAACACCUAGGGGUUUUUGUCAAUCUAGGGGCCUUUUACCUCUGUGGGAUACCAAUUGCUGCCUUAUUGGCAUUUUUUGUGCAACUUAGAGGAAUAGGGCUUUGGAUUGGUAUACAAAGUGGCUCUUUUGUUCAAACUGUUCUACUUGCUAUCAUAACCGGUUGCAUAAAUUGGGAACAACAGGCGACCAAGGCAAGAAAGAGAUUAUUUGCUGCUCAAAUUUCAUCGGACAACAAUAUAUUGGUAUGAGAAACCCUUAAUCAAAGACCAUUUUCCUAAAGAUGGAUUGGGGACAAUUCUCCAUGAGUGAGGAGUAGGAAUUUAUUCCCUUUACUGACUGAAAGUUUGGAAGUAUAAUGAGGUUUUGGUUUUUUGGCGUGGUUCUACAUUUGUGCUUCUGACAAGAAUAACCUUAGAACAUUAACUAGAUCUUAUCUAUGGCUUUUUUAUUUAAAUAAUACUUAUUUAAAAACAAAUUC